AUGACACUUCUUGGGAAAAUGUACGAGAAGGGGUUGGGCGUCAAGCUGGACAAGAAGAAGGCGGAGCGGCUGAUUCGCGACGCCGCAGAUCGGGGCGACGCGUCCGCGCAAGCCAGUUUAGGGUUUUUACUCAAUUCUGAGCAGAGAUUUGAAGAAGCAUUCCGCUACUAUGCGCUCGCGGCGGAUCAGGGCUUUACCAUUGCAGAGCAUAACCUUGGCAACUGGUACAGGCACGGAAGAGGCACGGAAAUAACUGUCGACCUCGACAAAGCCAGAUACUGGUUCGAGCGCGCCGCUGCCAAGGGCUUCGAGGAUGCUAUAGAGGCCCUUGCGGGCCUCGACGCGCGAGCAUAG
Aureococcus anophagefferens is the source of this 354-nucleotide messenger RNA. RefSeq lists its product as hypothetical. The record is from RefSeq and is a predicted model, not a curated record. The coding region runs from base 1 to 354 and encodes 117 amino acids. Gene Ontology annotation, molecular function: protein binding. NCBI's taxonomy places the organism in Eukaryota, Pelagophyceae, Pelagomonadales, Pelagomonadaceae. The transcript has a single exon.